GGUGGGACUCGUGCGUAGUUUAGUCGGGAGCGCGCCUGGUUGCGCGUCACAAGCAGAGUGAAUGGAGAGAAAGUGAGCGGACGUACUGCUGCUAAAGGACGAAGCAACACCCAGCCGGACAAGCAGCACCUGAAGCCGCCCUGCACUUGUCUUCAGACACAACCGACCAACUCUUCAAUUCUUAUUAAAUAUGUCUAAUAUCGUCUGCUGUCAAACGCCUCAGGUUAUAAUGCAUGACCAACACAGAAUAAGUACAACUCUAUAGCCAACGGGUUCACGAGGACUUGAUUACAGUCGCUUCAAGCCUGAUAGUUUGCUGGGGUGGAAGCCCUCCCUCUCCCUUGUGCUGCCACCUGUGUUGUCAACUGGCAUUUCUUCUGACAACUUUCCCAUCCCGCUCCUUGAGUGAAGAAGACCGGAGUCUCCCUGGAAUCUCUUGUCUUCUUUGCCUGUUGCCUACCUUCAGUUCCUGUUCUACUCUUGUAGUGCCGCUUCCCUGAAUUUGAUUUAUUCUCUAUUAGGCAGACCAACCAAAUUCAGCCAAAAUGAUUCCGAAUGGUUAUCUGAUCUUUGAGGACGAGAGUUUCCUGGAUUCCACUGUGGCCAAAAUGAACGCCUUGAGAAAGAGUGGUCAAUUCUGCGAUGUUAGACUGCAGGUAUGUGGCCAUGAGUUGAUGGCCCAUCGUGCUGUGCUGGCUUGCUGCAGUCCAUACUUGUUUGAGAUCUUCAACAGUGACAUUGAACCUCAUGGAGUGUCUCAUGUCACCUUUGAGGACUUGGACCCAGAGGCUGUGGAGAUCUUGCUCAACUAUGCCUACACUGCCCAGCUUAAGGCAGAUAAGGAGUUGGUCAAGGAUGUUUACACUGCUGCCAAAAGGUUCAAGAUGGAGCGAGUCAAGCAGAUUUGCGGUGACUACCUGUUGUCUAAGAUGGAUUCGCAGAAUGCCAUUUCUUUUCGCAACUUUGCCAGCUCAAUGGCGGAUGCCAGAGUUUUGACCAAAGUGGAUGCCUACAUCCAAGACCAUCUAGUUGAGGUUUCUGAACAGGAUGACUUCCUCAAACUUCCCCGCCUCAAGUUGGAAGUAAUGCUAGAAGACAACCUGACUCUGCCCAGCAAUGGCAAGCUUUACGCAAAGGUGCUAAACUGGGUGCAGCGUAGCCUCUGGGAGAAUGGAGAGCAACUGGAACAACUCAUGGAGGAGGUGCAAAUGCUGUACUACUCACCUGAUCACAAGUUGGUGGAUGGAGGGCUGAUGAUUGAGGGGCACACUGAGGUGUUUGGUGGCGAGGAGGACCACCUUCAGUUUGUGCAGAAGAAGCCGGUACGAGAGAGCACCCAGAGACCGAUGAGCUGCAGUUCCUCAGGAAGCCUUUCACCCUCCAACCAAGCAGCAAAUGCCCCCAAACAAACCACGAGGAGAGAGUGGAAGUAUAUUGCCUCUGAGAAGACUACAAACAACACCUACCUGUGUCUGGCUGUGCUGGACGGUGUGUUGUGUGUGAUCUUCUUGCACGGCCGCAGCAGCCCCCAGACCUCUCCCUCUGCGACUCCUUGCCUGCUGAAGAGUCUCAGCUUUGAGGCCCACCCCGAGGAGCUGGAGGAGCACCUGCUGUCACCCAUGCGUUACGCUCGCUCUGGCCUGGGCACCGCAGCCCUCAACUCCAGGCUCAUCGCAGCAGGCGGCUACAACCGAGAGGAAUGUCUGAGGACUGUAGAGUGUUACGACCCCAAAGAGGACCGCUGGACCUUCAUAGCGCCCAUGCGAACUCCAAGGGCUCGUUUCCAAAUGGCUGUGCUGAUGGGACAGCUCUAUGUGAUCGGCGGUUCAAACGGACAUUCCGAUGAGCUGAGCUGUGGGGAGAUGUACGAUCCACUCGCCGACGAGUGGGCUCAGGUGCCCGAGCUCAGGACAAACCGCUGCAAUGCAGGCGUCUGCUCCUUGAACAACAAACUCUACGUUGUGGGAGGGUCAGACCCCUGUGGGCAAAAAGGACUGAAGAACUGUGAUGCCUUUGACCCAGUCACCAAAACCUGGUCAAGCUGUGCCCCCCUCAACAUCAGGCGGCACCAGGCUGCGUUGUGCGAGUUGGAUGGCUUUAUGUACGUGAUUGGAGGGGCCGAGUCCUGGAACUGCCUGAACACCGUGGAACGCUACAACCCUGAGAACAACACCUGGAGCCUAAUAGCACCCAUGAAUGUGGCCCGCAGGGGGGCCGGUGUGGCCGUCUAUGCCGGCAAACUUUUUGUCGUCGGCGGCUUCGACGGCUCCCACGCGCUCCGCUGUGUGGAGGUCUACGACCCGGCUCGAAAUGAGUGGCGAAUGCUAGGCAGCAUGACCACAUCCCGCAGCAAUGCGGGCGUGGUCAUGCUGGGCGACACGAUCUACGCCGUGGGUGGCUUCGACGGGAAUGACUUCCUGAACACAAUGGAGGUGUACAACCCUGAGGCGGACAAGUGGAGCGACUGCAUCAAGGUCCUCUUCCCAUUUUCGGAGUGACAGCGCUAUACCCUUUUUCAAACUAACAGGCUUAAAGUGACAUAAUCGUGUUUCGUGAUAUCCUGUGUGUGUGUGUGUGUGUGUGUGUUGAGUGGAUGUUUGGGUGGGAGGGGAAGGUGGAUCCUGGUCGAGGGGUCUUCAGUGAAGACUGUCUUAUUAUGCGGGGUGGGGCUUGUUGCCCAAAGCAACACGAAUGAAGCCUUUUCAUAAUGCGUACAUUGUUCUACGUGCUGUACAUAUUGUUUGUCAUAUGCCAACAUUUAUUACACACCUAGUGCUUUUCUUUUUCUCUUUAAGACUUGAAACUUUUUUUUUUUUCUUUUUGCGUGACUACUGGUCACUCAAAAAGUGCAAGUGUGAUGAGAAUUGGAAGUUUUGUUUGUCAUUUUCCUCACAUACUAAAGUGGAUGAUAUGGAGCCUUAUGAUUUAAAACCUAGUUUCUCAUUUUAAACAAUCUGGUUUGUGUUUGGAAUCUUGAAUGGCCUUUUUAUAUUUUUUAUACACUAGAUUUCUCAAAAAUAGUAGCAGACAGCUAGUCAUCAACCAGUGCCAGUUUGAGUUAACCUUUUCUGUGCUCGGGUCACAUGCACAGCCAGGCUUCUCACUAAACAUUAGUUUUUGUUUUAUAAUGUAAGUGGCUGCAGUUACUGAAAACAUGUUUGCUUUGGUGUUUGUGUCAAGCAAUGACAGAUUUUUCUGGAAGGAGAGUUAAGAAUCAAGACUGUCACAUUUGUAAUAUUUCUUAAUAAAUCAUUUCAAUUGAA
This is a messenger RNA of Phycodurus eques (leafy seadragon), 3263 nucleotides long. It is a transcript of the gene ivns1abpa, whose product is annotated as influenza virus NS1A binding protein a. The record is from RefSeq and is a predicted model, not a curated record. The transcript is spliced from 15 exons. Gene Ontology annotation, molecular function: protein binding. Lineage: Eukaryota; Metazoa; Chordata; Actinopteri; Syngnathiformes; Syngnathidae. Bases 546 to 2498 code for a protein of 650 amino acids.